CAUACACACGCGCGCAUACACCGUAUCCGCCUGCGCUGUCAGCUCAAGCCCUCUUAGAGCUGUUUUUCAGCUGGAGAUCAGUGGGAGCUAAGGACACACAGCUGCCUCUGCUGAACGCAAGAAGGACAAGAGGAGAAGAGAGGGAGGAGAAAAGGAGGAGAGGAAGAGCACAGAGGGGGAAACAAAAACCACCAGCAGACUCAACUUGUGUGUCUGAGGUGGCUCAUUGCGGUCAUUCCUCAGCUUUUUUCUGCUGUACUUCAGGACUUUUUUUUUUCUUUUUUUUUAACAAAAAUAGAGGAGAAGAGGAGCUGUAGUUUUCACAUGACAUAAUUGGAGUGAAUAGGUUUCCAUGGUGACUUACCCUGGGAGCCUGACCCGUGCAGAGUGAAUGGAGGGAGCGACUUGGACGCCUAGUGAACGAUAAACUAACGGAGGGGAGUCACCAGAGAGAGGGAGAGGAAGAGGAGUAGUGGACAGCGGAGAGAACACAGAGCAGCGGAGCCCAGGCUGAGAAUGGAGGACGGGUUUUCCAGCUACAGCAGCCUGUAUGACACCUCAUCACUGCUACAGUUCUGCAAUGAUGACAGUGCAUCAGCAGCCAGCAGUAUGGAGGUGACUGACCGCAUCGCCUCUCUGGAGCAGAGGGUCCAAAUGCAGGAGGACGAGAUUCAGCUGCUCAAGUCUGCUCUAGCCGACGUGGUCCGCAGGCUUAAUCUGUCUGAAGAGCAACAGGCCAUGGGGUCCCGUAGAGGACCCACCAAAGACCCUGCUAUGAUGAAAAAAUCUCCUUCAGCAGACAGCAGUGUUGCAAAGCCAGCCAGGCCAAUGAUUGCAACUCUGCCGUUACGGCCCACUGUAAACAAUGGGACCAUCCUACCAAAGAAAGGCAGUGGAACUCUGCCCUCCCCAUCUGGAUCUGGAUCCAGAAAGGACACCAGCACAGCAGCCAACAAAAGAAUGUUUUACCUACCUCUCAGCACUGUAAGGAGAGCCAACUCAAACGAACAUGUGGGGACCCUUACUCGGAAAGAUUCGGGUGACUCCAAGGGCAAUCGAACCCGCACUGGGUCCACAGGCAGCAACUCCAGCGGUAAAAGAAGUGACAGCAAACAGAGGGAUCCAGUGUUCAACGCAGGGAUGCGACGUGUGACCCACUGCAAAGAGGAAGGUUAUGUGAAAAUGUUCCUUAAGGGUCGUCCCAUCACCAUGUACAUGCCCAAAGACCAAAUGGACAGCUACUGUCUAGAGGCAAGAACCGAGCUGCCCAACAACAAACUCAAACUGGACUGGGUUUACGGUUACCGUGGUCGAGACUGUCGAUCCAACCUUUAUCUGCUUCCCACUGGAGAAACAGUCUAUUUCAUUGCCUCGGUGGUUGUCCUGUUCAAUGUGGACGAGCAGCUGCAGAGACACUACAUGGGACACACUGAUGACAUUAAAUGUCUGGCUGUCCAUCCAGAUAAAAUCACCAUAGCAACCGGACAAGUGGCAGGCACCUCCUCGGAUGGAAAACAGUUGGCUCCUCAUGUUCGUGUCUGGGACUCUGUCAGCCUAAACACCCUCCAUGUUCUGGGUGCAGGCUUCUUUGACCGAGCACUAGUCUGCCUGGCUUUCUCAAAAUCGAAUGGAGGAAACAGUCUUUGUGUUGUUGAUGACUCCAAUGACCACGUCCUCUCCGUGUGGGACUGGCAGAGAGAAGACCGACUGGCUGAGGUUAAGUGCUCCAAUGAGUCAGUGUUCGCGGCAGACUUUCAUCCAACGGACAGCAACAUCAUAGUGACCUGUGGCAAAUCUCAUCUCUAUUUUUGGACUAUGGAGAAAGGCAUACUGGUCAAAAAGCAAGGAUUGUUUGAGAAACAAGAGAAGCCCAAGUUUGUGUUGUGUGUGACCUUCGCAGAAAAUGGAGACGCGAUCACUGGAGACUCAAGUGGAAACAUUCUGGUGUGGGGAAAAGGCACUAAUCGCAUCAGCCACGUCAUUCAGGGAGCUCACGAGGGCAGCAUCUUUGCUGUGUGCAUGCUGAGAAAUGGCACACUGGUGUCAGGGGGGAAAGACCGCAGACUUGUUUCCUGGGACAGCAGUUACCAACAAAUACAAACAGUGGAGGUACCUGAGUUAUUUGGUCCCAUUCGGACCAUAGCAGAAGGCAGAGGGGAGACUGUGCUCAUUGGGACUACAAAGAAUUUUGUUUUACAAGGCAGUUUGGAUGGAGAAUUCACAUCCAUUACACAGGGUCACACGGAUGAAUUAUGGGGUCUGGCUGUGCAUCCCUGGAAACCUCAGUUCCUGACCUGUGGAUAUGACAGGCAGGUCUGUUUAUGGGACUCAAGCAGCCAUCAGCUUAUUUGGAUCAAGAACAUUGAAGAUACUGCCCAGUCAGCAGGCUUUCACCCAUCUGGAGCUGUGGUUGCCAUAGGAACCCAAACUGGCAGGUGGCUGGUGCUGGACACCGACUCUAAGGAUUUAGUCACAGUGCACACAGAUGGGAAUGAACAGCUGUCUGUUAUGCGCUACGGACCAGAUGGUAACUUCCUGGCUAUCGGUUCCCAUGACAACUACAUCUACAUCUACGCUGUAGUAGAGAACGGGAGGAAGUACAGUCGAGUUGGGAAGUGUUCGGGUCAUUCCAGUUUCAUCACCCAUUUGGACUGGUCAGUGGACGCCCAGUACCUCGUAUCAAAUUCAGGCGACUACGAGAUUCUAUACUGGAUCCCAUCAGUGUGCAAACAGGUAGUUAGCGUGGAGAACACCAGAGAUAUUGAUUGGGCCACUUGCACUUGUACUCUAGGCUUCCAGGUCUUUGGUCUGUGGCCUGAUGGUUCAGAUGGCACCGACAUCAAUGCAGUGUGCAGGUCUAAUGACAGAAGCCUCCUGGUCACUGGGGAUGACUUUGGGAAGGUCCAUCUCUUAUCGUACCCCUGUUCACAGUUCAGGGCUCCCAGCCAUAUUUAUGGUGGCCAUAGCAGCCAUGUGACCAAUGUGACCUUCCUGUCUGAUGACAGCAACCUGGUGUCGACUGGUGGGAAGGACAUGAGUGUGAUGCAGUGGAGGGUUGUCUGAGCAAGCCGACAAACAGAAAUGCUACGGACUGAAACCCAGCUGAAGCAAACUGUACUGAACUGCACUAAAAUAAACCAAACCAAACUCUAAAUAAUAAGCAGGUCUGAAUGAACUGAAGUGAUUUGACAGAAGAGAAACAGAGGUUUCCUUCCUGAUCUGCUCUCAGCUGAGUUGAAUGGAGGUGUAAUAAGCUGCUGCUUGAAAAAUCCUCCUUUUUCUCUUCCUUUCUUUCUUCACACUUCAUGUACAAAAUAAUCUCCCUCUCACAUACUGCAGCCUUGUUACCAAUGAAACAAAACAGAAUGAGUCUGAAUUAACAGAACCAAAGGCUCUAAUUUUAUGACCACACAUCCACAGGUCUUGUUUGGCGCACACUCCUGGACAGAGGAGUUUUUUGCUGCCUGUCAGAGCCGUUUCACACUGAUGGAGAUGGAGAGCCAAGCCUUGUAACAUAGGGAGAAAAAAAACAAACAAAAAAAAACCUGAAAGAAAGAACAUUGUGAUUUUCUUACUGUUAAACUUUCUUCUGUUUUGUAUUUAACAACUCAGGAAAGCACUAAUGAAGCAAGACCCUUCCCUGUUAUUAACAUAUCAGAACUAUAUCUCUGCUGCAGUUACUAUUAGACUUAAUUGUUUACUGAUUCAUUUGCAUCAAUUGUUUUGUAUUUGUUUGAUUUAAAAAAUACUGAAAAUUGUCAAAAGCCUAACUAAACACUAAUGAUCACAAAUAAUAGUCGAUAUGCCAAAUUACUUUGAAGCAAAAAUAUCCCAAACACAUUUCAACUAUUUAUCUAAAUCUUAAAGAAAAGACACAUUCAUUCUUAUUUAUUGGUUUUAAGUCGUAUCCUGCACUGCUAUUUUUAUUUCUUUUUAAUUUUCUCAUGCAGUUAAUCCCUGUUUAGUUCUGGAUGGGUGAAAGUAACAAGAGGCUUGAAACAGAUUUGAGGAAAAUGUGAGCGAAUAUUUGAGACAGUUUCAGAUUUUUUUAGGAUGAGAUGUUGUACUUUCUGUUUUAUUAUUUGUCUUGAAUGCAAAGAGCAUCAAAACCAAGUGUAUAUGAAGUUUUUUCUUUUAAUGUGUCUACUUUUUAUUGCACCAAGAUCAGUUCACAGAGGGGCGAGGAUGAGACCAUUACACUGUAGCUGCCUGACGAGCACCGUCAGAUGCAGGAAAGAUAUUUAACUGAAGUCAAUCGUCUUGAGGUGUUUUCCUCUAUAAUGCACUGCUUCCCCUUGCUGAACAUUCAACAGGUUUAUCAGCACCAAAGUGGAAUGUGUCAUAAAUCAGUGUCCACUACUUCAAGCUGUGUCACAUUCAUUCAGAUUUAUGGUACAUAAAAUGUCACACUCCUAUGUUUCUGGUUAACAGAAAGCUAAGCUUACACACAUGUGGGCUGAUAUGAUGAGUACAAAGUGAUAUUUAGGAGUUGAGCAGAUUUUAGUUUGAACAUCACUGCCACUGUUUGUUCAGAGACCUGGAGGUUUGGCUGAUCAAAGUCUGAAAAACCACAAAAAUCUUCUGUCAAUGCUCUUCAGAGUCGAUCUAACACGACUUGUCUUACCACUUAACACAUAAGCUUGCCAGAAAUCAAAACCAUUAAACAUUUGUCUCCUGA
Molecule: messenger RNA, 4678 nt
Organism: Melanotaenia boesemani (Boeseman's rainbowfish)
Lineage: Eukaryota; Metazoa; Chordata; Actinopteri; Atheriniformes; Melanotaeniidae
Gene: eml1
Product: EMAP like 1
Exons: 25
Coding region: 517-3063 (848 amino acids)
Biological process (GO): microtubule cytoskeleton organization
Cellular component (GO): mitotic spindle
Molecular function (GO): microtubule binding
Source: RefSeq, a predicted model, not a curated record